AAUUUGGUUAUAAAAAAUAAUAUUACACAUGGUUUUAGAAAUUACCUACAAUUUAAAAUACUAUUAAAUACCUACUUUCUAUUUAUAUCUAUGUUUUGAAAAAGAAGACGCGUCGAAAAUUAAUUCGCAAAGAGCGCGCAUGUCGGAUGCGCCACCGACGAUGUAUUUGCGCCGUUCGUAUCUCAGCCCGACUUCGCUGUAAAACACUUGAGGAGCUGCUCUAUUGUCUCGUGGCCCUUUUAUGAGCUCCGUUUUGUAAAGUUAUUGUUUGCGGUCGAUAAAUAUCUCUCCACUAGGUAGAAUGGACUUAAUGAACAAAAACCUAUUGAAGCUGAGUAUAGAUUUGUCGGCGAACGCUGAGUGUCUGUUCAAACAAGAUGCGAGACUGGUUGCGGCGAUUGACAGUCUAUUUUACAAGGAUAUUACGAAACCUGUAGUAGAGAAGGUAUUACUACCUGAAAGAAAGCUACAGUUUUCUGAAGUGCAAUCCCUUCUCAAUCAGACUACGGAAAAUGAUGAUAUUUUGAAAAAUGAAAAACAAAACAAUAAAAAAAGUAUAUUGAAAAAGAUUGAAGAUAUACUGGAAUCUAUAAACAGGUCUGCAGAGAACGGUGAUAAUCCGAAGUUGAUAAUUAGAAACCAGAGAAUAUGGAGCAAUUGUAUUUACGAUCUGGACAGGGUAACACUGAAAUCAUUGUCUACUGCGAAAAAUACUGUCGUAAGAUAUUCUAGGGGUGAAGACAGUUCAAGGUUUAACACAAUAGUUUUUGUAUUGACCAGGGUGCAUGAUCUUCUAAUGAAAAAUCUUACCGUUACUAGAAGAGAGAUGUAUUACCAAAACGUAACAAGAUUUCGAAAGCAAGUAGACCUCGAUAUAGGAGUAAGGGACGUGUGUUGUUUGCUUGAAACUCCACCCUGGGAGCUUGGGGUGGUCGCAACAGCCAAGGGACUGGUCGCAGGGCCUCUGCAAAUACUUACACGCGACGGAACUGUUAUUGACUGCAUGACGUCGGGAGGUACUUUAAUACCUCAAGAUAUCAACGGCAUAAGGGAGUUCAAAUCAUCAGCGAAAUACAUCUUAGUAGUUGAGAAGGACGCAGUAUUUCAGAAGUUAUUAGACGAAGGAGCUCCUAUAAGACUACGACCAGUUAUAAUCAUUACAGGUAAAGGAUACCCCGAUGUCUGCACCCGUCAGCUCCUAUGUCGACUUGUUGCGGACCUUCGACUGAAGCCCUUGGCUCUGGUUGACGCUGAUCCACAUGGAUAUGAAAUAUUUCUAACUUACAAAUACGGUUCCUUGGCACAAUCUCAUCUGUCACUUUCGUUGGCGUGUCCAAAAUUAUCACUUCUGGGUGCCAGACACGAUGACGUCAUGACUCUAACAUCUAAGGACUCCAGAAUGUCGUUGACCAAUACAGACAAACGUAAACUUAAAUCUCUAAUGAAUCGACCAUAUUUAAGCUCUGUUAUUGGAAGUCGAAUAAAGGAAGAAUUGAAUGCGAUGUUACUGAGUGGCGUGAAAGCGGAAAUAGAAUCGUUAGCAAGCACAGCCGCCGCACUUUGUGAUUCGUAUCUACCCUCAAAGAUUAUCCAAGGAGAUUUCCUUGGCUAGAGACGUGAUAGCAGUCAUUUUGACAGUGUUUAGUUACUUGUGACAAAUUAUACUCAAUAUUGUUGUC
Messenger RNA from Leptidea sinapis, 1679 nucleotides. It is a transcript of the gene mei-W68, whose product is annotated as meiotic recombination protein SPO11. The record is from RefSeq and is a predicted model, not a curated record. Gene Ontology annotation, molecular function: DNA topoisomerase type II (double strand cut, ATP-hydrolyzing) activity; DNA binding; ATP binding. The transcript has 10 exons. The coding region runs from base 302 to 1612 and encodes 436 amino acids. Gene Ontology annotation, biological process: meiotic DNA double-strand break processing; meiotic DNA double-strand break formation; reciprocal meiotic recombination. Lineage: Eukaryota; Metazoa; Arthropoda; Insecta; Lepidoptera; Pieridae. Gene Ontology annotation, cellular component: nuclear chromosome.